Messenger RNA from Manduca sexta (tobacco hornworm), 1109 nucleotides. Its product is annotated as 23 kDa integral membrane protein. Gene Ontology annotation, cellular component: membrane. The record is from RefSeq and is a predicted model, not a curated record. Lineage: Eukaryota; Metazoa; Arthropoda; Insecta; Lepidoptera; Sphingidae. The transcript is spliced from 7 exons. The coding region runs from base 140 to 967 and encodes 275 amino acids.
ACUAAACCGUUCAGAGUCCGUGGUGAGUAAAGACCGUGGACUGUUGGGAGUUUCAGGAGUUUUUAAUCCGGUGUGGUAUACUAAAAAGUGGAAGUUCACGCCGCAUUUACUUGGUAGUAGCCCUUAACAAUACACGCCGAUGACUAAUGCGUGGACUCAGUGCUCUUUGGAACCACAAAAACCGCCAUCGCGUACAAGAAGGAUGUUUAACUAUCUGCACGCUAGCACACAAUGCGCCAAGGUGUUGCUGAUUUCUAUGAAUGUGAUAUGCAUUCUGUUGGCGCUCUUCACAUUUGGGUUUGCUGUAGUGGAUACCAGGAUCUUGAAGACGUAUGGUGAGGGUCAGGCAGCGGGCACGUUGGUCGGCGACCUGGUCGUUAUUGUCGCUAGCCUGUUGUUGGUAUGUGUUGCGAUCCUCGGCUGCGCCGGCACCAUCAAGAACAGCAUCAAGAUUCUAUAUUUGUACGUGAGUCUGCUGUUAAUUCUGGUGUUGCUGGAGAUCAUGAUCGCGAUCUACGUGUCGCUGCAGCGGUACGGGCUUCAGUUUAUGCUCUCGGAGUCGCUUCGCGAGGACUUCUUCCGCAACUACACUGGAGAGGUGAAGAUCACUCGUGAUAAAGUUUGGGAUGACUUGCAGAUUACUUACGAAUGCUGUGGCCUCAAUGGUGCCGAUGACUAUGCCGCGAUAGGCCAGCCGAUAAGCCUUUCCUGCUGCCAGAGAGCCUACAGAGCCAGGACUGCGAACGCUCAACAGCAGAUGUACAAUAGUUGUUUACAGACGGCUUCGUACUUCCGUGAUGGGUGUGAGGAUGCGAUCCUGGACAUGCUGCGGGCUGACGCUGACUAUCUUCUCGGAGUAGCAGUCCUCAGCUUCUGGUUUGAGUCAGUGUGCAUGCUGCUCGCGCUGUUGGUUGCGAAUCAGUUGAAGAACGCAGUUUCGGUUUAUAAGCAUACCGUGAAGUAUUAACAACAUUAUUGAAGAUAUUAAAAUUUCAUCCUAACCGAUGUUUCAUUUGUUUUGAUUGUCUCUACUAGUACUAUUCUGUAUUCUAUGAUAUACGUAUUUAAGAAAAUAGAAGAGAAAUAAAGAGAAUGUGUGGGCACAAGAA